CCGGCGAACGCGGCGGCGGCGGCGGCGGCGGUGUGGGCCAUGGAUUAAGGCGGCGGCGGCGGCGGCGUGGGAGGAGGAAGAUGGCGGCUGGCAAGAGCGACGGCAGCGCCGGGGAGAUUACUUUCCUGGAAGCUUUGGCUAGAUCAGAAUCUAAAAGAGAUGGAGGUUUUAAAAAUAAUUGGAGCUUUGAUCAUGGAGAAGAAAGUGAAGGAGAUACAGAUAAAGAUGAGGCAAAUCUACUCAGUGUAGAUGAAGAUGAGGAUUCUGAAACCUCAAAAGGAAAAAAGUUAAAUCGUCAAUCUGAAAUUGUUGCUACUAGUUCUGUUGAUUCCUGGAAGACAUGUGCAAGACGAAACAAGACCGAAAGUUUCAAACCUUUGAAAGGCAACGCAAUUGGACUUAACAUGUUGAGCAACAAUAAGAAAUUGAGUGAAAAUACACAAAAUACAUCAUUAUGCUCUGGAACUGUAAGACGUUUUCCUCAUGCUAAUGCACAGAUAGCAGUAGUAAAAACAGCAGCCCAAAGCAGUCUGGACCAAAAGGAAAGGAAAGAAUACCCACCUCAUGUCCAAAAAUUUGAAAGUAACCCUGUAAGGUUAAGUCGGCCCCAAAGUGUUGAUCGUAUAAUGAAAAAAACAGAAGAGCCUGAAUCACACCUGGAGUCUGAAAUUAAAAGGAAAGUUGCACAGAAACGUCACAGUAGUACAUAUCAGUCUACCCCACCUUCUCCGUCUCCUGCUUCCAAAAAAUGUUUAACUGAUUUAGAGGUUUCUAAACAGUGUGGAUUUUGUCCAAAAUGUGGGAAAGAAAAAGAAAAUCAGACCAAAUGCCAAAGUUGUGGUAUUCCUUUUUCUAAGGAUUUGCAGAGAAAUUGCAGACAAACUGUAACCUUGAAUGACUCUGCUGGAUUUUCAUUAAGAACAUCAAUUCAUCAGAAUUCUGGAGGACAGAAGUCACAAAACACAAUAUUACCAGCCAAGAAGUUUUAUGGCAACAGUGUGGGAAAGAUUCCAAUUGAUAUUAUUGUGAGUUGUGAUGAGAGUGGACAGAAUUAUUUACAUACUAAUGGAAAAGUCAUUCUAUCUAGGGCAAAAGUAGCCAAAAUCACAAACCUGAAAGAAAGGAAAACAAGCCUGUCAGACUUAAAUGAUCCAAUCAUUUUGUCCAGUGAUGAUGAUGAUGACGAUGACGACAAUGACAGGAUUAACAGAAGAGAAAGCAUCUCUCCGCAACCUGCUGAUUCAGCAUGUUCUUCCCCAGCUCCAUCCACUGGAAAAGUAGAAGCAGCUCUAAAUGAAAACACUUGUAGAAUAGAGCAUGAACUAAGAAGCAUUCCAGCAGAUUCAGAAUUACAUACAGUUACAUUGCCAAGAAAGGCAAGAAUGAAAGACCAGUUUGGUAAUUCUAUUAUCACCACACCUCUAAAACGUCGCAAAGUGAUUUCUCAAGAAACUUUAGUUGAUCCUGUAUCUUUAAGCUGCCAAAGUUCCUCUGAUACUGUAGUUUUAAACUGUCGAAGUAUACGAGUAGGGACACUCUUCCGACUAUUAAUAGAACCUGUAAUUUUUUGUUUAGAUUUUAUCAAGAUACAGCUAGAAGAACCAGAAAAUGAUCCUGUAGGGAUUACUUUAAAUACCUCUGAUCUAACAAAAUGUGAAUGGUGUAGUGUCCGAAAAUUACCAGUAGUGUUUCUUCAGACUAAACCGGCAGUUUAUCAGAAGCUGAGCAUGCAACUGCAGAUGAACAUGGAGGAUAAAGUUUGGAAUGACUGUAAAGGAGUAAAUAAAUUAACAAAUUUGGAAGAACAAUACAUAAUUCUAAUUUUUCAAAAUGGCCUUGAUCCUCAGGCAAAUAUGCUAUUUGAAAAUAUUAUUACUGACAUUGGUAUAAAGAAUAAUGUGUCAAAUUUUUUUGCGAAAAUUCCCUUUGAUGAAGCUAAUAGCAGACUUGUUGCCUGUACAAGAACCUAUGAAGAGAGCAUCAAAGGAAGUUGUGUGCAAAAAGAAAACAAAAUUAAAAAUGUGGCCCUUGAAUCUAAAAUACAACUUAAAAACAAACAAGAAUUCCAAUUUUUUGAUGAUGAGGAAGAAACUGGAGAGAGCCAUACCAUCUUCAUGGGUCCUGUAGAAAAAUUGAUAGUAUAUCCACCACCUCCAGCUAAGGGAGGCAUCUCCGUUACUAAUGAGGACCUGCAUUGUCUAAGUGAAGGAGAAUUUUUAAAUGAUGUUAUUAUAGACUUUUAUUUGAAGUAUUUGGUGCUUGAAAAAUUGAAGAAAGAAGAAGCUGACCGAAUUCAUAUAUUCAGUUCUUUUUUCUAUAAACGCCUUAAUCAAAGGGAGAGGAGAAAUCUUCAUGAAACAACUAAUCUAUCAAUACAGCAGAAGCGACAUGGAAGAGUAAAAACAUGGACCCGGCAUGUAGAUAUUUUUGAGAAGGAUUUUAUUUUUGUACCCCUUAAUGAAGCUGCACACUGGUUUUUGGCCGUUGUUUGUUUCCCUGGUUUGGAAAAACCAAAGUAUGAACCUAAUCCUCAUUACCAUGAAAAUACAGUCACGCAAAAAAGUUCACCUGUAGAGGACAGUUGUAUUUCUUCUCCUUCAGCCAGUGAAAUGGACAGUUGUUCACAAAACUCUGCUGCCAAGCCUGUAAUUAAGAAGAUGUUAAACAGAAAGCAUUGCGUAGCUGUAAUUGAUUCAAAUAAUGAACAGGAAGAAAGUGACCCUCGUUACCGGAGAAGCAUAAGCAGUGUGAAAUGUAGUCUGAAAAAAAUAAAUCAUACUGCAAGUGAAAAUGAAGAAUCGAAUAAAGGAGAACCCACAUGCCAGAAAUUUGUUGAUAGGACUGAAAGUGAGAAUGGCCUACAGAAUGAAUAUUUAAGUUCUAUGCACCAUACAGAUGGUUUAAGCAAAAUAAGACUAAACUACAGUGAUGAAUCAGCUGAAGGUAGUAAAAUGCUUGAAGAUGAACUCAUUGACUUCUCAGAAGAUCAGGAUAACCAGGAUGAUAGCAGUGAUGAUGGACUCCUUGCUGACGACAACUGCAGUUCAGAAAUAGGACAGUGGCAUUUAAAGCCUACUCUCUGUAAACAACCUUGUAUCUUACUGAUGGACUCACUCAGAGGCCCUUCUCGGUCAAAUGUUGUCAAAAUUCUAAGAGAGUAUUUAGAGGUGGAAUGGGAAGUUAAAAAAGGAAGCAAAAGAAGUUUUUCCAAAGAUGUUAUGAAAGGCUCUAAUCCAAAAGUACCACAGCAAAACAACUUCAGUGACUGUGGCGUAUAUGUAUUGCAGUAUGUGGAGAGCUUUUUCGAGAAUCCAAUUCUCAAUUUUGAAUUACCUAUGAAUCUGGCAAACUGGUUUCCUCCCCCAAGAAUGAGAACAAAAAGAGAAGAAAUCCGAAACAUAAUUCUGAAGCUACAGGAAGAUCAGAGCAAAGAGAAAAAGAAGCAUAAGGACACUUACUCAACAGAAACGUCUUUAGGUGAAGGAGCAGAACAAUAUAUCAAUAGCAUCUCAGAUUGACCAUUUCUGAUGCUUGUGGGUAUUGCCUUCAGAAACUGAGUGACUUUAAACUUUGGGUAUAGACAGUAAAGAACUGAAAUGCUCACUACUCAGAGUGAUUUGGAAAUGUUAAUGAUUGUAUAAAUGUCAUAUAAUUAAUUUCCAAUGGAGUAUGUAUUAAGUAAAAGUCUGUAAAUAUGUUAAUGAGGCCAAU
This is a messenger RNA of Budorcas taxicolor (takin), 3711 nucleotides long. It is a transcript of the gene SENP6, whose product is annotated as SUMO specific peptidase 6. Gene Ontology annotation, molecular function: SUMO-specific endopeptidase activity. The record is from RefSeq and is a predicted model, not a curated record. Gene Ontology annotation, cellular component: nucleus; cytoplasm. The transcript is spliced from 24 exons. Lineage: Eukaryota; Metazoa; Chordata; Mammalia; Artiodactyla; Bovidae. The coding region runs from base 81 to 3518 and encodes 1145 amino acids. Gene Ontology annotation, biological process: regulation of spindle assembly; protein desumoylation; regulation of kinetochore assembly.